UCCUGGGUCGUUUGUCAACAACAAUGGCUGCCGUCAUGAGUAUACAUGUGUCUAUCAAUUUACGUUUUAAGACAGUUUUGUUCAUCUAUUUCAUGUGUUCCAAGGUAACAACUGGUAGGGUUUAUUUUUUUUAACAUUUCCUUUUUGGUACCUUUUUGCUUCAUAAACAAGCUUUUCUUGCUUCAUAAUCAUAAACAAGCUUGUUUGCUUCUUGCCACGCUUGAAACUCGUUGAGACACAGAAAGGAAUUUAAUUAUAAAAGUCAGUGUCUUUCGUCAAGUAACAAUAAGAUCAUAGCUAGGUAGUUAACGAUAGUUAUAUCUGUUGCAAAGAUGAAAGGCAAGGGGAAAGCAAAGAGGAAAGGAAAGAAAGACACUGGUAAAUUGCAAAAGUAUAUGGUGACAGUUAACGACUUUGUAAAAAGUAAGGUAGGCUGUGAUGAAACAGAAGAUGGCAGUGGCUUGAGAUUUGUUAAGAAGAAAAGUAGGAAAGAAAUGCGUAAGGAGAAAAGAAAGAUGAAAAAGGCUAAAAUUAAGAAUCACUAUGAAGGCUACAAGGCUCUCAAAGCAUCCACUUGUGACAGUGAGGAAGUUGCAACCCCAUCUGAUAAACAACCAACAAAGAAGGUUAAUGGUAAAGUAAAGAAAGACGAGCCAGCAUCUCAACAACCCAAGUCAACUCCUGUUGAGACUGCAGCAGGAGAGAAGGCUGAGAAAAAAGGACCUAAGAAACCUUCUAAGAAAGAAAAGAAAAGAAACAAACUUGAGGAAUCAAGAAAAAAAGCCCUUUUGGAAGCUAAUGUUGCCGAGGACAGAGAAAUUAAGAGGUUGGAGCGAUCUCUUGGGUAUAACAAGAGGAAAAACAAAAAGAAACUUCCGCAGUCAUUCGCUGAUGAUGGACUUGAUUACAUUUUGGGGGUACUGGAUGCUGGAUCGGCAGCUUCAAGGAUAGUGCAUGACAGUGAUGAUGACAUGGACAUUGCCAAAGAGAAAUUAAGGAAAUUGGUAGACAGUGAAUCAGAAAUGUCCGGCGAAGAGGAGGAAGAACAAGGAGAUGACUCUGAAGAGGAGGGCAGUGAACUAGACAGAGAUGGAGACCUGGAUGCCACCGAGGAAGAAGAAGAUGGAAUGGAUGAGGACGACGAAAAUGAGAUGGAUGAGAGUGGUGGAAUAGCUUCGGAAGAAGAAAAUGGAAAGGAUGAGGGAGUUGAGAGUGGAGACUCAACGCUUGCAGGGCCAAAAGCUGACACUGCUGUCCCGUCAGCAGGGAAAUACGUGCCCCCUCAUCUACGGGACACCGGGGAUGAUAAGCGCAGAGCUGAGCUGGAGAGACUGAAGAGACAAGUCAAAGGACUUGUGAACAGGCUCAGUGAGGCCAACAUGGCGUCCAUCAGUGGCCAGCUGGAGGAGCUGUACAUGAGCUCGAGCCGGAAGGACAUGAACGACACCCUGACAGAGAUCCUCCUGGCAGCCUGUGUCACCCCAGCCCUGAUGCCUGACAGACUGCUUAUGGAACACGUCCUGCUUGUCAGCAUCCUACAUCACACAGUGGGGCUUGAGGUGGGGGCUAAUUUCUUGGAGACGGUGGUGCGGCAGUUCAACGAGUUGUACAAGAGCCCCGGUGAAGGCAAGGAGUGUGACAACCUGGUGGCCAUGGUGGCACAUCUCUACAACUUCCAGGUGGUGCACGCCCUCCUCAUCUUUGACAUCCUGAAGAUGCUGGUGGGGGCCUUUGCCGAGAAGGACAUUGAGCUGGUCCUGUUUGUGCUGAAGAAUGUAGGCUUCGCCCUGCGGAAGGAUGAUGCCCUGGCGCUGAAAGAACUCAUCUCUGAGGCCCAGAGCAAGGCCAGUGGUGUGGGCACCAAGUUUCAGGAUGAAAAUAGGGUGCGCUUCAUGCUGGAGACCAUGUUGGCUCUGAAGAACAACGAUAUGAGGAAGAUCCCUGGCUACGACCCAGAGCCUGUUGAGAGACUCCGAAAGCUGCAGAGAACUCUGAUCCACCAGAGUUCGGGGGGCAGUGAUGUGAAGCUGAGGGUCUCUCUGGAGAACCUCCUGGCUGCAGAGCAGGUGGGCCGCUGGUGGAUCGUGGGCUCAUCGUGGACCGGAGCCCCCAUGAUAGGUGGCCAGGGCAACAAGACCUCAAAACAAACUACUGCAGAAGGAAAGUUCAGCUCUAAGGUCUUAGACCUGGCCCGGAAACAGAGAAUGAACACAGACAUCAGGAGAAAUAUAUUCUGCGUGAUCAUGACCAGCGAGGAUUACCUAGAUGCCUUUGAGAAGCUGAUACGGCUGGGGCUGAAGGACCAGCAGGAGAGGGAGAUCGUCCACGUGCUGAUGGACUGUUGCCUCCAGGAGAAGAGCUUCAAUGCCUUCUAUUCUGUACUGGGAGAGAAGUUCUGUGAGCACGACAGGCGGUUCCAGAUGACAUUUCAGUUCAGUUUGUGGGACAAAUUCAAGGACCUGUCCAGCCUAUCCACCAGCACCUUCAGCAACCUGGUCCAGCUGGUCACACGCUUCCUCCAGAGAAAGUGCCUCUCCCUCUCCAUACUCAAGGUGAUAGAGUUUGGUGAGUUGGACAAGCCUAAAGUCAAGUUCCUGCGUCAGGUAUUGACUAAGCUGUUAAAAGACACAGAGCCUGAGGAUCUUGCAAACAUAUUUGGAAGGAUUUCGGGAAUUCCCAAGCUAGGAAUGCUGCGGGAGGGCUUGAAGCUGUUCAUCAGUCACUUCCUACUGAAGAAUGCCCAGUCGCAGGGACCAGCUGAGCAAGCAGGCCUUCUGUCAGAGCGAGCCGAGGUUGCCAACAAGGCCAUGGAGGCCAAAGAGACUAAACUCAAACUGUAAAACACACAAACACACACUCUGGGACCCUGGGAGAAAACCAGGAGAACAAAAGAGCCCUGUCGGGGAAACAUGCUCGUUUUUUACAAACAACAAACCCAUCAAUUUAUUUCAAGACUGAGGCUAAGCUUUUUUUGUUUUAAAGAGAUUUUUAUGUCUCUGUGUGCAGAAUGAAGGAGGUAAUGUGGUAUGCUAGCGUACCUGUAUACUUCCAGUCAUUGUGCUAACGCUAGUUAGCAUUGGCUCGCGAAAAAUACCUCUAACUUCCUUCAUACUGCACACAGAGACAUAAAAAUGGUAACCACGAGUUCAUCUGACUCUGGGUAAGUAGUACCCUCCCUUUAAAGAUUUCACCAUUUUGUGUUUGUGUGAUUUUGAGGAUUACCCCAAAGCCCUUCCAAAAUGGAAAUGACUACACUGGGAGGUCUGUAAUUUUAAUGAUCUCCGUUUUGUAAAAUACAGAGAUUACUUCUGAUGACAUUAGAAAUAUCCAAAUGAAGUAGGGGCUUCAUCAAGUGGCAAUGAUAAUGAACAUGAGAGUGGAAAAUAUUUCCACAGUGUAGUUACUCUAAUGUAUUGAAGUCACUGUCACAAUGGAUAUUGCCUUUGCCUGUAUAUUUAAGAAUAAGAUCACUUUAUUGGUCAAUUGCACACAAGGUCCAACCGAAAGUUGACUUCUGCUUUUAACCCAAUCCCUACACAUACAGAGACAGGUUUUUCUGAAGAGGUGUGGGGGGCUGCCACACUGGGCACCUGGGGAGCUGUUGUUG
Molecule: messenger RNA, 3607 nt
Organism: Coregonus clupeaformis (lake whitefish)
Lineage: Eukaryota; Metazoa; Chordata; Actinopteri; Salmoniformes; Salmonidae
Gene: nom1
Product: nucleolar protein with MIF4G domain 1
Exons: 11
Coding region: 333-2840 (835 amino acids)
Biological process (GO): ribosomal small subunit biogenesis
Cellular component (GO): nucleolus
Molecular function (GO): RNA binding; protein binding
Source: RefSeq, a predicted model, not a curated record